Messenger RNA from Mercenaria mercenaria, 6000 nucleotides. RefSeq names its product multiple epidermal growth factor-like domains protein 10. Gene Ontology annotation, molecular function: scavenger receptor activity. The transcript has 8 exons. The record is from RefSeq and is a predicted model, not a curated record. Lineage: Eukaryota; Metazoa; Mollusca; Bivalvia; Venerida; Veneridae. The coding region runs from base 144 to 2243 and encodes 699 amino acids.
CUGAACAUAAUAUUUGUGCUUGCGUUUCAUGGUUAACCUAUUCCAUUUUUUUAAUUUAGACUUAAAAACUAGAAAUAUUGACUGAUUUAUACUUUCCUUAAAGUGAAAUUAGUUGUUAUUUUUCGCUAUGGAAAUAUAAUGAAAUGAAGUGGAUUGACAUAACGAUUCUACUACUUUGGAUAUUUGCAUGGUCAUUAUUCUAUCAAAUAUUUGCAGGUGGUGUAAUUGACGAAAGUUGUAAAACUGGUUGUAGUUGUUGUGUUCGAGAGACAUGCGGUCCGAGCCAAGGAUUUGCAGAUGCUUGCACACACGGUUGUAUUGAUGGCCAUGCAGGUGCUAGAUGUUAUAGAACAUGCACAAGUAAUUGUAAAUCAUGUAAUAAUUACGAAACUAGAUGUGAAAAUUGCUAUGAUGGCUUCUAUCUUGGAGGAAAUAAUGACUGUAAAGAAUGCCCAGCAAACUGUAAGACCUGCAUCUCGUACACGAAAUGUACAGCGUGUAAGGAAGGAUUUGAAGACAGAGACGGUUCUCAAGCAUGUGAAUAUAGUAUUUGUCCGCAGAAUUGCAUUUGCAAUAAAACCAGUUGUGUCAGUUGCAAAGCAGGAUUCUACAAUACAACUAUUUUGUGUGUAAAACAAUGUCCUCAAAAUUGUCAGACUUGUGUAUCAUCUGAAUAUUGUGAUAAAUGUAAAACUGGAUAUUACAACGGCAAGGAAUUUGAUAUCGCAUCAAACCGUCAUCUUAAUAAUUGUACAUAUAAAUGUAGAGUUUCUUGUAUAAGUUGUUCGUCGUACAAUUCUUGUCUUAAAUGUUUCACUGGGAAGUAUGGAAUAACUUGUCAAGAAAGAUGUUCGGUCGGUUGCACAGACAUUUCAUGCGCAAUGAACUUAGGAACAUGUGAUUGUUCAUCUAAUUUUUCAGGUGAAAAAUGUACAGAAUGUGUAUAUGGAAAAUAUGGAAAUAUGUGUAACAAAUCCUGUCCAGUUAACUGCAAGAGUAACUUUUGUGAUAGGUUAUCAGGUAAUUGUACUGCAGGGUGUGUUAAAGACACUAUUAUCGGUGAUAAGUGUAACAUUUGUAUCAGUGGAAUGUAUGGUGAACAUUGCAACACACACUGUCCAGAAAACUGCAGAAAUAAUAAGUGUACAAAGGACACGGGGACUUGUUCGGACGGGUGCAAACGUAACUUUGAUGGUACAACUUGUACAGAAUGUAUAAAUGGUAGAUUCGGGGAGGAAUGUGAACAAUACUGUCCGCAAACAUGUGCAAAUAAAAUUUGUAAAAAACAGUCAGGAAAUUGCUUUCAGUGCAUAGGUUACUUUGCUGGAGAUAAGUGUAAUGUCUGUAAAUCUGGAUUUUAUGGACCAAACUGUGACCAGAAAUGUUCUUUCAAUUGCUUCAACGAUACUUGUGGUACUGAUAAAGGGGUGUGUAAAUAUGGAUGCAAGAAAAAUCAUUCUGGGGACAGAUGUUGCUUGAAUAAUGAAAACUGUGUAGAAUGUUCAUCAAAUGCCAAAUGUAAAAAAUGUAAAUCAGGCUACUUUAAUAGUAGCUGUAAACAAAGAUGUCAAGUAAAGUGCCACGGUUCUUGUGAUUUUAUCACAGGCAUUUGUGGUGAAUGUAUUACAAACUAUUACGGACAGUUUUGUGAUUUGACAUGUUCUGAAAACUGCAAAGAUUCACAGACCAACAUACGUCUUUGCGCUUCAUCCAACGGUGCCUGUAUUUUGGGUUGUAUAGAUGGUUUCUUCGGUCUUGCAUGUAAUGAAACCUGCAGCAAUCUUUGUGUGGAUAGCGUGUGCACGCGGGAAAGAGGAAUAUGCGUAAAAGGAUGUACUGGUCAAUACCACAAUCCCGUGUGUCUUCCCAGUUCUGGGAAACCACAAGACGGACAGGAUGAUAGUUCGACAUUGGCUAUAAUUGCCGUUUUAUCAACUCUUUUGGUUGUCGCUUCUGCUGCGUUAUGUAUCUUAGUGUUGAAGAAAAUCAUCAAGAAAAUACGCUCUACUGACAGGCAAACCGAGGAAUCUGUAUUUCAAGUUCACUAUGAAAACUCAUCAGUAGGAAAAGAAACUACACAAACUGAAGAUCAAACUGCUGUUUCUGGAGAAGAAAACAUCAGUUACGAAAUCCUCGACAGAACAGACAUUGCCACUGAACACACGUAUGAUACUGCAAAUCCCAAUGUUAUAGAAAGUACUCCCAACAUCAGAAACAUAGAAUAUGAGAAUUUUCAACUCUAAAUUACUGGACAUUUCAUGCUUCCUUCACGACUGUAUGAAGCGAGCGCAAGAGGCAUCAGGCCAUAUCGGGUCUACGGACAAUGUCAAUAAACAUGAGGGAAAUAUAUGAAGUCCAAUUAAGUGAGAAGAAACAUAUAAAACUCGAUUCGUCCCGUAAUAAAUACGGAUCAAACAUAUAUUAAUUUUUGCCACAAUAUAGUCUCGGUGUAGGACAUUAUCACUGAUUAAGGAAUAUACAAAAAGUGAGAAAAAACAGAUAAGGGUAGAUUUUUCGGAAGCACAGAGCACAGAAGCACAGCCUUAGAGCCACGUAUUUACAAAGUAGGCCAACAACAAAAAGAAGCAGUAACGGAAAAAUAUUACAGACGAAUUGCUUCAAAAAUCUAACAAGUGGAACAUACGUCAAAUGUUGCUUAAAUUGUUGAUUGACCACAAUAAGUUUCUACUUAUACAUUUUCAACGGAAUGAAUUGAAGUUGAUGAUAUAUCAGAUUCAAAGUUGGUAUUUUGUCCGCUAGGUGAAUGAAAUAUUGGUGCUGAUUUUAUUUGUCUUUGUACAUAUUAGCAUUUCAGUUAUUAUUUCUAUUCAUACAUGAUUUUAUUUCUUGACGGUAUCACAAAUAGUCAAAAUGCAAUAGCAUUAUGUUUAUUAAUCUAUAUGUAAAAUGUGUAAAUGCUCUUUAACUUCCAAUAUUUUGUUUUAAGUACUGUAUUUAAAGUUCUCCGAUACCCCUCACGCUGUCCUAUGUUGUAGGUAUAUAUACACUUGAUCAAAGAGUAUAUUUGGAAUGUUAAUAGUAUUUAUUUCUUUUCUGUGUAAAAUUUGUCAAGGUUUAGUCUGUUUGACCCGCUAGAUUAAAUUUCAUUUGCUUUGUAAUUUCAUAAGAAUUAUAUUCAAAACACUACACACAAGGAAGUUCGCAUAAUUACGUACAUUAACUUUAUUUAAAUAAAUUGAUUGGUUUCGUUGGCCUUGGAAUAAAACCUAAAACUGUUUGAUUUUCUUCUCAAGAUUCGUGCUAUGCAUCAUUCUAUAUGAAUCUUUGGGCAGUACUAUGAACUCUGCAAAAGUUGCAUGUGAAUUCAUUGACGAAUAAAAGUGCACCUUGCAUUUGUCAAUAAAUCAAAAACUAACCAAAAAAGCAAAAAGAUCCUCCUACCCUCUGGAAUAUUUAUAAAUAUAAGAUAGUUAACCAGGUUUGGAGGCUUUUCCCCUUUAACAGUUAUUACAGAACUCGGCAGAUACGAUUUUACACUAAUCUCAAUAAACUUAAACUUCGUAAAUUGCACUCUUUUUAAGCUUCAACAAAAAUCUUUCAGCUGUAUGACAGUAUAAAUAUAAAGCUAGCAAUGGCGUAUCAUAUUUCCUCAAAUGUUCAUAUUUACUUCCUUCUUGACUAUUCUUUCGUAACAUUUAAGUAUACUAUUUAUGUGUAGAAGUUUUAAUGUUCAGGUUAUCUCAGCAUAUUUUUAGCUCACCUGUCACAUAGUGACAAGGUGAGCUUAAUUUGUGAUCAUCCUUCGUCCGUCGUCCGUCUGUCAACAACUUCUUGUCUGCACGAUAGUGUUUUUAUUUAUGAUUUUAUUUUAACCAAAUUUGCACACAACAUAUAUCACCAUAAGAUCUUGGUUCCUUUUUUGAACUGGCCAGAUUCCAUUAUGGGUUCCAGAGUAAUGGCCCCUGAUAGGGACAGAAUUAGCUAUUUUGACCUUGUCUGCACAAUAGCAGCUUCAUUUAUGAUUUGAAUUUAAUCAAACUUGCACAUAAAUUGUGUCACCAUAAUACCCUGGUUCCUUUCUUGAACUGGCCAGAUCCUAUAAUGGGUUCCAGAGUUAUGGCCCCUCAAAAUGCCAAAAUUAGCUAUUUUGACCUUGCCUGCACAAUAGCAUCUUCAUUUAUGAUUUGAUUUUAACCAAACUUGCAUAAAAUUUGUAUCACCAUAAAAUCUUGGUUUCUUUCUUGAACUGGCCAUAUUCCGUCAUGGGUUCUAGACUUAUGGCUCCUUAAAGGUCCAAAAUUUGCUAUAUUGGCUUUAGCAGCCAUAUAGAGACUUCAUUAUGGUUUGAUUUGAUACACUCUUCCGAAAUAUCUUCAACAACAAUAAAUCUUGGACUCCAUGACGAAUCUGUCAGAUCUAAUCGUAGGUUCCAGAGUUAUUUCAUAUCUGAUUACCUACCCUGAUUGUAAUCAAAAUGGAUUUAUAUCAGUAAGUACUAAUAGGACUUAUUUGAAAUUUCAUUAUUGUCAUUAGUUGGACUGAGACAAUCAAGGUACAUAACUAUGGACUGAUUUUAUAUCAAAUUACCUCCCUUUAUUUCAAAUUAAAAUGGGUAUAUCUCCGUAACUGAUGAAGAUACUGAUCUGAAAUUUCAUUUAUGUCAACAGUCGGACUUGGACAAUCAGUGAAGAUACCUAUUGACUGAAUUUACGACAAAUUACAUUCCUUUAUUUUUUAUCUAAAUGAAUAUACCUUAGCAGCUUCUAAUGAGACUAGUUUGAAACGUUAUUAAUGUUUUCCAUGGUAAGAAAAAGUCAUAUUAGAUAACUCUUGAUUGAACAUUUAUCGAUAUGAAUAAUUUACUAAUAUAUUGUUGUAUAUGCUUGUACUCGUUUUUUUCUACAUGCAUAUACCAAUGCAUGAUUACCUCCCCUGAUUUUAAUAAAAAUGGAUUUAUCUCGGUAAAUAUUUAUAGAACUCAUUUGAAAUUUCGUUAUUGUCUUUAGUUGGACUGAGUCAAUCCGGGUAGAUAGCUAUGGACUGAUUUUAUGUCAAAUUACCUUCUUUGUUUCAAAUUAAAAUGGGUGUAUCUCAGUAGCCAAUGAAGAUACUGAUUUGAAAUAUCAUUUGUGCAAUCAGAUGGACUCGGACAAACAGGGUAGAUAACCUUUGACUGAAUUUAUUCCAAAUUACAUCCCUUUAUUUUAUGUAAACAAAUAUAUCUCAGCAGCAUCUAAUGAGAUUGGUUUUAAAUUAUUUAAGUCUUCCAGGGUAAGGAAUAGUAAUGUAAGUACAAAAAGGCAGCAUUGGAACCUAGGACCCUCAAACUUGGUAUGGAAAUUGGCCCUUACUAGGUUAAAAGGGAUUGUUACAAGAAAAUGUUUAUCCUUAUGAUAUUUAAUGUGUAUGCUCUAUGUCAAAACUUGAUCAUAUCAUUUUGAGCAAUGGUACUUAGGUGAGCGAUACAGGGCCAUCAUGGCCCUCUUGUUUAAUUUAGUAUGCUUGAUCUACCAAGUCUGCUUUUGUUUAGUUUUGUGUACAUUUGUUUGCUGCUUUUAUGUUGACUAAAAUACUCUGGAUCAAGCAACAGACAGAGUAUCCUACUAAAAUGAAUUUAUGAUGAAUUAUAAAGUAAUCAAGAUAUCAUAAGAAUUAAGAACUAGUCUAAAGCCAUCCAUGAGUACUGUUAGUACUGUGUAAAUAUCAGAACAUUUUAUUAAAGGUUUGGUGGCAUGCCCCUUUAACAAUUAUUAUUUAAACGUGCAUACUCUCCCUACGGGACGGUGUAAAUACCCAAAACGUUAAAGAUUACCCCACUUAAUUGAUUUGAUACCAAUAAACUAAAACAAAACUACAUGCUAUUUCAACUUAAAAAUAUGCAUUCGUCUUGUUUAUAAAAUACAAAGUAUUGGGGAUUGUAUUCCUCCUAAAGAUAUUAUCAGUUCAGAAUAUUAACUUCCUUCUUUACCAUUUUGUUAAAAAGUUAUUUCACGUGUGUAAAGUGUCAAGUGUAUUCAUUAAAUAAAAUAUGCAAAGUAA